AUGUGGCCGCUUCGGGGAGGCGGCGAUGGUGAAGAUAUUGGCUGCUGGGCGAAUUGCGAAUCCUGUGGCGGAGGUCGUCGACGGAAGGAUAGCGCUUCUGACGUCCACCAGAACACCACGCCGAAGUUUAAGAGCGACAAGUGCACCGGCACGGAAAUAGGAAAGCAACAUGAAUACCUUGAAGAACUUCAGCUUGAUGCCCCACGCACACCAAUGGUGGUCACCCUCGGCCCGACAAGCGACUUGGACUGGCUCAGGUUCUCCUACCUGCUCCGCAAUAAGAACCUGAGCUUCGACGACAUUGCAGAACUUGUAUCGAGAUAUGUGCCCGAUGAUGGAAAUCUCCCGGAAAAUGAUCUCGUGGAAGAAGAGGUUACAGCUGUCGGGGAAUCGGACGCGCGCAACAAGACUAUGAGGAUCGAUGGAACGAGGGAGCAGGCACUCAGACAGGAUGAUGUCGAAGAUCUAGAUCAGUCUGAUGAGCGACGUUCCAGCGAAGACCAUGAGAUAUCCAGAUCAUGUUUCUCAUCCGAUUCAUCAGCUGACUCAGUCGACUUUUCGAAAGCGGAAAUCGGCAUGCAGGUGACCAGGAUGAGACCUACCAUGUUAUCCUGGCUGAGGCCAAAGAGAAAAUACGACAGCCUCCAAGAAAACACACGACCAAACUCACCAGGUCCUAAGGAAUCCUCUGUAGGCCUCUGGAAGCGAAUCAGCAGAACAACAUCCCACUCCACAAUGAACACCACUCUGGUUGGGAAGUUUGACCAGAAGUUGCAAGCCAAACUCUCCAAUGCCAAGUUGCGAGCUUCUGGCGCGAGCCAGAUACCAGCCAACGACUGCCAUCCUGCGUUCAGGGAACAAGCCGACGCGUCAAACGCCCAACCAGAUCUGUCCACCUCAGCUCACAUCCUCAACGCCAUGCGAAAUCUCAACAGCCAUCGCGCAAGCCAAAGCGUGCCUAGCGACACGAAGUCCCAAAGACACGUAACGCGUGUCACAUCGCUGGACGUGAACAAAGGACUUCCGCCCCUGCCCCCGGAAGCGCGACGGCUCGCGCACCAAGCUUCACACGCGAGGUUGAAGGACCUGCAGGCUGUGAAGAAGGUGGAUAUUCGGAAGGCGAUCAAUGAGUAUGUAGGUGAGAUGGCGAAGGCGUAUUGA
Messenger RNA from Alternaria viburni, 1161 nucleotides. RefSeq lists its product as uncharacterized. The transcript has 3 exons. Lineage: Eukaryota; Fungi; Ascomycota; Dothideomycetes; Pleosporales; Pleosporaceae. Bases 1 to 1161 code for a protein of 386 amino acids. The record is from RefSeq and is a predicted model, not a curated record.